AACUGAAUAAGAGAAGUAGCUCUUCCUUCCUCUCAUUUUUAUUUAACCCCUUCCUUCCUCCCACCGUCUCUCACACUCUUCUUCCUCAACAUCCCCUCCUCCCGAUCUCCGAUUUCGUCAUCGGAGCGAUGGAGAUCUUCUACUUCCUCGUCUUCGGAGGCCUGGCCUCCAUCGUCGCCGUGCUCGAAUUCAGCAAAAGCAGCAAAGAUCGCGUCAACACUUCCACUCCUUUCAAUUCCUUCAAGAACAACUACCUUGUCGUCUACUCUCUCAUGAUGGCUGGAGAUUGGUUGCAGGGUCCGUAUGUCUACUACUUGUACAGUCAGUAUGGUUAUUCGAAGGGAGAUAUCGGCCAGCUCUUCAUUGCUGGUUUUGGAUCCUCCAUGCUUUUCGGGACCAUUGUUGGCUCUCUUGCAGACAAACAGGGCCGCAAGAGGGCGUGUGUCACUUACUGCAUCACAUACAUCUUGAGUUGCAUCACCAAGCAUUCUCCUCAGUACAAGGUUUUAAUGCUUGGUCGUAUACUGGGAGGCAUUGCUACUUCUCUGCUUUUCUCAGCCUUCGAGUCUUGGCUUGUUGCUGAACACUUUAAGAGAGGCUUUGAUCAACAGUGGCUCUCUGUUACAUUCUCCAAGGCCAUAUUUCUUGGCAAUGGUUUAGUUGCUAUUAUAUCUGGAUUGUUUGGAAAUGUACUAGUCGAUACCCUGGCACUUGGGCCUGUUGCUCCAUUUGAUGCUGCUGCAUGCUUUCUCGCAAUUGGUAUGGCUGUUAUCAUGUCUUCGUGGCCAGAAAAUUAUGGAGACCCUUCAGAAAACAAGGAUUUAAUGUCACAAUUUAAAGCUGCUGCUGUAGCCAUUGCUUCCGAUGAGAAGAUUGCAUUGUUGGGCGCUAUCCAAUCCCUAUUUGAAGGUUCAAUGUACACCUUUGUUUUCUUGUGGACUCCUGCUCUGAGCCCGAGCGGUGAGGAAAUUCCUCAUGGUUUCAUUUUCGCAACGUUCAUGCUCGCUUCAAUGUUGGGAAGUUCCAUUGCCUCCCGCCUGCUUGCUCGUUCGUCCCCAAAAGUUGAGAGUUACAUGCAGAUAGUGUUCUUAAUCUCUGCAGCUGCCCUUAUGCUUCCUGUGAUAACAAGUUUCUUGGUGGCACCUUCUGGAGUUAAGGGUGGAGGAAUCUCCUUUUCUGGGUGCAUCCAGCUUAUGGGAUUCUGUGCAUUUGAGGCCUGUGUCGGAUUAUUCUGGCCCUCAAUCAUGAAAAUGAGAUCCCAAUACAUCCCAGAGGAGGCUAGGAGCACCAUCAUGAAUUUCUUCCGAAUUCCUCUCAACAUUUUCGUUUGUGUUGUGCUGUACAAUGUUAAUGCAUUCCCGAUCAUUGUCAUGUUUGGCAUGUGCUCUAUUUUCCUCUUUGUGGCUUCUCUUCUUCAACGUAGGCUGAUGUUUAUUGCCGAGCUGCAAAAACCAAGUAAGCUUAUAGAUUGGUUUACUUCCGCUUCUCUAUCUUCUUGGGGGUUAAUCACAAGAUUGGACAACAAUGAGAGAGUUGGGUACAGAGGAAGAGCCUUUAAACGCUUGAUUGGAUACGUGGAAUGCUACACCACUGUUCCCCCCUCCCUUCUAAUUAAAUUUGAGAAACCCCUCCCAAGUUUCCACAGACAGGCAAGAUCAAGCAAGAUGGCCAAUCUGAGAAGUCCCAUGUUCAUGGUUCUCUGUGCUUUCCAGCUUCUUGCCUUGCUUCAAUCCCAAGUCUCCUGUUACACAUUCAAGGUCGGAGAUUUAUCCUCUUGGGGCAUUCCUUCUGAGACAAACCCCAAAAUCUACUCUUAUUGGUCCAAAUACCACUCCGUAAGGAUUGGAGAUUCCCUCUUGUUCUUGUACCCACCAAGCCAAGACUCAGUGAUCCAAGUCACCCCACAAAAUUUCGACUCCUGCAACCUGAAAGAUCCAAUCUUGCACAUGAACAACGGCAACUCUUUGUUCAACAUCACCGAGGAGGGAGACUUCUACUUCACGAGCGGGGAGGCAGGGCACUGUGAGAAGAGGCAGAAGCUUCACAUAAAAGUUGGCAAUGGUACUUCUUCUGCUUAUGCUCCUAAUUCCGGUCCCGGCGGUGCCUUGGCUGACACUGCUCCCUCUUCGCCAAUCGCAUUCGGCUCGAUCCCAGUCGCUCUUGAUGCAUUCGAAGAAAAGCGGGCAGUGGGCACGAACCCAGUGGCCUAA
This is a messenger RNA of Linum tenue, 2210 nucleotides long. Lineage: Eukaryota; Viridiplantae; Streptophyta; Magnoliopsida; Malpighiales; Linaceae. The record is from the annotation of a GenBank genome assembly.